This is a messenger RNA of Salvia splendens (bonfire salvia), 2284 nucleotides long. Its product is annotated as probable E3 ubiquitin-protein ligase ARI8. The transcript has 15 exons. Gene Ontology annotation, molecular function: ubiquitin-protein transferase activity; zinc ion binding. Gene Ontology annotation, biological process: protein ubiquitination. The record is from RefSeq and is a predicted model, not a curated record. The coding region runs from base 56 to 1876 and encodes 606 amino acids. NCBI's taxonomy places the organism in Eukaryota, Viridiplantae, Streptophyta, Magnoliopsida, Lamiales, Lamiaceae.
CCAAAUUCUCACCGUCUCUCAAAUUUCUCUCUAGGGUUUUCUCAACUGAACCACGAUGGAAUUGGAGUCCGACGACGAUAUGCACGAUGCCAAUGAAGUAGCCUCGCUGGAUGAGGAUGAUAACUACUACAGCGGCGGCGAGGACGACGACGAUAUGCUCGAAACUGGCGAAGACGAAGAAGACUAUGCCUAUGACUAUGCCGAUGAAGACGACGACGACGCCGCUGAUUACGACUUUAUCGCCAACUCGGAUGACGGCGAUGACGCACUCGUCAGUCGCUCGCAGAAGAAUUAUACUAUCUUAAAAGAGGAAGAUAUACAAGAACGCCAAUUCGAAGACAUUACCAAAAUAUCUACUGUUCUUUCUAUUCCACGGGAAGCAGCAUGCAUACUGUUGCGGCGUUAUAACUGGAGUGUGAAUAACGUGCAUGAAGAAUGGUUCGCCGACGAAGAAAAUGUUCGUAGAGCUGUUGGCAUAUUGGAAACACCAGUUGUUAAGGCUCUAAAUUUUAAGGAAGUGUCCUGCGGGAUCUGUUUUGAGCGCUACACUAUCAACAAACUACGAACUCUUGCGUGCUCUCACCUUUUUUGUGACACAUGCUGGAAAGCUUACAUAAGUACUUCCAUCAAUGACGGUCCUGGAUGCUUGGUGCUGAGGUGUCCAGAACCUUGUUGUGGUGCUGCUCUUGGCCAAGAUAUGAUUGAUAAGUUAGCUUCCCAUGAGGAUAAGGAGAAGUACCGCCGCUAUCUUCUUAGAUCUUAUGUUGAGGACAGCCGUAAGAUUAAGUGGUGCCCUGCUCCUGGUUGUGAUUCUGCUGUUGAAUAUGUUGUUGGUAGUGGAAGCUAUGAUGUCACUUGCAAUUGUUCAUAUAGCUUCUGUUGGAAUUGCGCAGAAGAAGCCCAUCGGCCAGUGGACUGUGAAACUGUGGCAAAGUGGGUUUUGAAAAACAGUGCAGAAUCUGAGAACAUGAACUGGAUAUUGGCCAACUCCAAGCCAUGUCCCAAGUGCAAGCGUCCGAUUGAAAAGAACCAAGGCUGCAUGCACAUGACUUGCACUCCACCAUGCAAGUUUGAGUUUUGCUGGUUGUGUCUUGGUCAAUGGUCAGAGCAUGGUGAGAGAACUGGAGGUUUCUAUGCAUGCAAUCGUUAUGAAGCAGCAAAGCAAGAGGGAGUGUAUGAUGAUGCAGAAAGGAGGAGAGAGAUGGCCAAGAACUCCUUGGAACGAUACACUCAUUAUUAUGAGCGAUGGGCAUCCAAUCAAUCGUCAAGGCUAAAGGCACUGGCGGACCUGCAUCAAAUGCAAACUGUACAUCUUGAGAAGCUAAGUGAAGUUCAUUCCCAGCCUGAGUCACAAUUGAAGUUUGUUAUUGAAGCUUGGCAACAGAUUGUAGAAUGCAGGAGGGUUCUAAAAUGGACGUACGCAUAUGGAUAUUAUCUACCUGAGGUUGAACAUACAAAAAAACAGUUCUUUGAGUAUUUGCAAGGGGAGGCGGAAGCUGGUCUGGAGAGGCUUCAUCAAUGUGCAGAGAAAGAACUAAUGAAUUACCUGAAUUCCGAGGGGCCAUCAAAAGAUUUUAAUGACUUCCGCACCAAACUUGCUGGCCUGACAAGCGUAACACGGAACUACUUUGAAAACCUGGUUAGAGCACUGGAGAAUGGGCUUUCAGAUGUAGAUUCACAGGCAGUAUGCAACAAGAUGAGCUCAAAAACUGCAGCAGGGACUAGCAAGAGCAAAGGGGGAAGAGGGAAAGGAUCUUCUAAGACGGGCACAUCAGUCAGAAAUGCAGAUGAUUCUGGAAGUUGGGCAUGCGAUAAGUGUACAUAUAUGAAUGCUCGAUCUGCAGCUGCAUGCCAAGUGUGUAACCACCGCAAUUGAGUUAUGCUCUGGAUGCACUAAACAGAAACCUCCUCAGUAGCCUGUUUUGUUGGAGAUGCACAGGAUUGAUGACGGUAGCGGUUAAUUAUUUGGUUCGGGUGAAAUGUGUGGGGUGGGUGUUGUUUGUAUAUAGUCUGUAUUAUGCUAAAAUGGAAGUUACCCUGCUGCAUAGAUACAUUAGAGAAAAGAAAAAGGAAAAGAAAUGUGAUGAUGUUCAUACUUAAUCUUGGUGUAUAUGCUGGGGCAUGAUGAUGUGCUUGUGAUAACAUGUUCUACUUAAUUCUCUUUCCAUUACUGUAGAUUUGAUGCUUGGGCAUCGUAGAGUAGAAGCGUUAGCUUCGCGGUUUGUUCUACUCUGGGGCAAAAAUAAUAUUAAAGGUUCCCAAUGUGAAACUUCUUUUUAAUUUG